Messenger RNA from Aspergillus udagawae, 318 nucleotides. RefSeq lists its product as uncharacterized. Bases 1 to 318 code for a protein of 105 amino acids. The transcript has a single exon. The record is from RefSeq and is a predicted model, not a curated record. NCBI's taxonomy places the organism in Eukaryota, Fungi, Ascomycota, Eurotiomycetes, Eurotiales, Aspergillaceae.
AUGUCGGCCUCGAAUCGCUUGAGUCAGAAGUCAAACGGCGGUGAGGUUGUCUCGGAUUUCAAUUACGAAACACGACGCAAAAAUAGCCAUAGACAAGUCUGGCUUCCAGGUAUUGCCUUAAUGCAGGCUUGCGAAAAAUUCUUCUGGCAGACAGAUUCGGCUGACAGGAAGUAUCUCAGAGUAAGCCAGAUUGUGACGACCACAUUCUUCAGCGGCAUCCUGCCUGUUUCGAUGCAGAAGAUUAUCCACAAGAGAAGGCGAACGAAGGCGAACAGUGCGCCGCCUGGGCUUACGAGUAAAAUGGGCAAAGGAGGCUGA